Molecule: messenger RNA, 3782 nt
Organism: Scatophagus argus
Lineage: Eukaryota; Metazoa; Chordata; Actinopteri; Scatophagidae
Gene: cdc42ep1b
Product: CDC42 effector protein (Rho GTPase binding) 1b
Exons: 3
Coding region: 2287-3384 (365 amino acids)
Source: RefSeq, a predicted model, not a curated record
AAGCAGGUUCACAUGUCAAGCUUUAAAGCCAGUGGCAGACAGAGAGGAUCCAAGGUAAAGACCCGAAUGAGUUCAAGCAUCAGGAUAUUUAGUGAGAAGCACAACCACACUGAGACGAGACAGUGUGGGAAAAAUCCCAGUGGUUUAUUCUUUUAGCCCGUAGCCACGUCUUCAUUCAUCAUGUUGGCUACAUUGAAGACCUCAGGCAAACAUGUUAUGGCACUUCUGUUGUUCUUUUCUUUGUAUCUUUGAGCUUACAUGUGUUUUCAUUUUGCUCACAUUUAAAGCUUACGUGAUCUGAUAUCUGAUACACACACACACACACACACACACAGGGUUAGGGCUUCAUUCAGUCAUUAUUUAUCGUUCACGCUUGUGGAGUCCACCCACCUCCUCCUCCUCCUCCUCUUUCUCUCCAUCUCUCCCCAGUCUCCCAGUCCCAGCAGCAGUGCAGAGCCGCUUCCACGCUGCACUGAUGCAAAAUAGUGAAACAUACGGUGUGGACCGCAAAAUGUGGAGGGCGACGACAGAGAAAAGAGGGACGGGGUGUCUGCGCGAAGGGACUGCGCUCUGACUUUAUUGGAAGCUGGCCUUAAGUGAACUGAAUGAAAACACAGAAGUCCCAUCUACACAGAAGCCAUCGGCAGACUAAGUAGAUUGAAGAAGACAGAGAGCAAGUGUGGGAGUCAGGGAGGGAGGGAUGACAGAAGGGAUUAACAGCUAAUCCAGUGCGUGGACAAUCCUGGAGGAGCCUUAUUUUUCUUCCAGGAUCAUGUAGAGAAAAAAACAUUUGCUGGAUUACCUUACUUUAUUGGCCUUUUCAAAAGAGCAUCACCCUCCUUCUUCCUUCUUCUUCUCUAAGGUCUGACGUCUUGCUUACAGAGGGACCAGGGACCAGAACAAGGAGCAAAGUGACAAGCUUGGUCUCAGGAUGCCUCAUGGACAGUUGGGUGCCACACAUGGAUAAACCUCUUUAUUGAGAGAUGGUACACGGCAGUGGACCCCCUCUCUCUCUGCUUGGAGUUUGAUGAAGUCCAUUGCAGAAGAACUCAUUGGACGAGAUAGACAAGAUCCUCUCAGAAGUUGGGAUCUGUAGGACACAGGGACUCACUGCCAGCAAGCUACAGAGUGGAGACACUACUGUUUUCUUUCAGCUGUGUUUUGGGAAUUGUUUGUUUGAAGGAGCAGGAUUACAGAAAUUAUCGAAUGUUUCUGAAGCAAAGAGAAGCCAUGAAUGUAACUGCUUGAGGACAGAGCAUGCAGUGUGGAUGAGAUGCUAAAGUAAGGUUAAAAACCACAGACAAGUGAGUAACACUUCAGACAUAAACUCAGGCACUAAUCCUUGUAGACUAACUUGAAACCCAAGAAAUAGUAAGAAGGAGUGGCUCAGUCUGGUGGAAACAGGAAUAUAGAGUGACUCAAAUCAGCAAGUGUGCUGGUGCCACAUACUAUCCAGUGUCACUUUGUCUUUAAAAUUCUACACACUGAAAAACUUCUUUUGCUAAGUUUGGACAAAAGGCAAAUUAAAAUACUUGGUUAAAUACCGAUUUUACAAGGCUUCCUGGUGAUGUGAUCUUCUGAGUGUAUGCAAGACAGUUCUCAAGACAGUCCUCAAGACAGUUCUCCAAGUCUAAAAAUGUAGAAAAUUAAGUGAACAUUGUCAACAUGAGGAUGUUUCUUUCCUUUUUGUGAUACAAACCAGACGAGUUGUUUGGCUGAAUUGUUUCUCAAUGUAUUUUCAGUUGUGGUUAGACUUUAUUUUUCUAAACUCAUCAUUCAUUGAACCAGAUCUUAACCAAAUAAGCCCAACCAGCACCAGACUCUCCAACCACACCAAGUGUGGUAACCAGAAGAAACAAAUUAUGUCGCUGUAAUUUAUGACCAAAAGCUGUUCUUAUGCGGGACAAGUGAGCUGAGCGUUUGGUCAUAUUGGGCAGACGUACAGUACUGGCUGACAGGGAGGCCAAAAACAGAACAGGAUGGAGAUGGGGACUUGACUCUGCAUCCAUAUUGGCAUGUUUCAGUGUAGAUUCAAAAGCAAACCGUGGGCAGACAGUGGAUGAAUAGCUGGCUCUGGUCGUGUGGCGAAUGGAUUAUACACACAUUCUCUGCACGAUGAACAACCACAUGUUUGUGUUUUCUCUUCUCACUGUCUGCUCAUUUUAAUUUUUUUUCCUCUGCUUUUACAGUGGAUCCUAAACUGGAAUUUAAACUCAACUGACGCAUAGCCAGAGCUCAGACAUUUUCAUUCAAAUUAAAGGGAAAUUACAAAGGUUUUCUGCCACCAUGAGUCUGGGAAAACUGCCAGGGAUCAAAGGCCUUGUGUCUGGCUCUCAGGGGAAACGUCGCUUCAAGAGCGAGCUCUCUGUGGACAUGAUCAGCCCGCCGCUGGGUGACUUCCGACAUACCAUGCAUGUUGGCCGUGGUGGGGAUGUGUUCGGUGACACUUCCUUCCUGAGCAACUAUGGGGGCAUCAGGGAGCCAGGAAGUCCAGAUUCUGCAAACAGCUCCAAGACUGGGUUCUUCACACGUACUUUUCGGCACGUGCGGAAGAACUCUGUGCCGCGGCCACGAGGUGGCUCCCGUGACUUGACAUCCCCUCCACCAGACAUCUCACCCAUCAUCAAGAAUGCCAUCUCCCUGCCCCAGCUGAACAUGGACUCGCCCAAUGGGUGCCUACAGAGGGUGCUGUUCCCCAGCUCCAUCAGCUCAACAGAUGGUUCCUUCUGCACAUAUGGUCUGCAGUCUGGAUUUGUCACUCUCCCUCGUCUCUCUCGUCUUGACAGACAAUUUCAAAAUGAAGACAUCCAGAAAGGGUCUCCAUCAGACAGUGGCGGCAUCACACUGACACGCUCAGACUCCCUCACUUCGUUCACUGUAGACCUUGGCCCUUCCCUUAUGACUGAGGUACUGAGCUUGAUUGACAACCCCAGCGGCCUUCAGAUGUCAGAUCACAGUCAGGCUCCAGGCGAGGAAGAGAAAGGAGAGGGCGAGAAAGAGGAAGAAGAGGAUGACAGCUCUCUGACACAGACGCCUGUGCAGAGCCCCGGCUUGACGUCACCCAACUUUUCCAUGGGUAGUGGGUCAUUCAGCAGGAACAUGAACAACAGGGGGCACUCCUGUAGCUCUACCUGGACAGAGCAAGAGGAGGAGAGGAGGUCUCUGAGGACACCAGACGUGUGCGCUGGGUCUCCUCAGAGAGCCGAGCCUGCAAUGGAGGCAGAGAGGUUCCAGAGGGCAGCUGACGUGCUGUCUCGUCAUUAUGGCGGAGAAUCACUCACAAAGGGAACGAGGAUGAGCAACUGCACCACCUCCCCUGCCCGUUCACACAGCCGUAAAACACCGUAUGCCUUCUCUGAGGAGGAAGAAGAGAUUAAAGUCUAGAUGUUGAAACUCUAUGAAAGAGAACAGAAACUGCACUUGUCUAAUAAAAUCAUAAAAACUGUCCAGCAAACUGAGUUCUUGGUUCAGUUCAAGUCAGAGAGGCUGAACAUUGACAUAUUCUGUUGUUCCUCCAUAAAACAUUCUUCCAUUUAUCACAUGUAUGGACAUGUGGGCAACCAUCAGAUCCUGGUCUUUGUUCGGUUUCUGCAGUUUGGAUGUUUGAUGCCGAUCUUGACCCUGGACCUGAUCCCCUCUGCAGUACAUUGCUGCCGUGACGUGGAGAGAAAUGCAGUGCAUCCGGAAAAUAUUGACACCACUUCGCUUUUUGCAUAUUUUGUUAUGUUACAGUUUCUAAAAUGGAUUAAAUUCAUUUUUUUCCCUUAAAGUUCUGCAUAAAA